Molecule: messenger RNA, 2817 nt
Organism: Cannabis sativa
Lineage: Eukaryota; Viridiplantae; Streptophyta; Magnoliopsida; Rosales; Cannabaceae
Exons: 12
Coding region: 60-2426 (788 amino acids)
Biological process (GO): proteolysis
Molecular function (GO): serine-type endopeptidase activity
Source: RefSeq, a predicted model, not a curated record
CGCCAAAUUAGUAGUACAAUACAACAAGUGCAAAACCCCAUCCUAUUCUCAAAACGACAAUGCGUCAGCUUUUGACGCUACUCCGCCGUGUUGGAAAUCAUCCGGCGACGAUUCUCGUCAGGCGAGCUCACUACAAGGCUCCCAAGGCGGCGAAUCCACCGACGCCACCGAAGCCACCACAGAAGCCCCAAAGCUUCAGCUUCCAUGAUCAGACAUGGGAGGACCCUUACAGUUGGAUGUCAAGCUUGAACGACAAAGUAGCAAUGCGUCACAUGGAUAUCUACAUGGAACAGGAGGAGAAGUACGCGGAGGCCGUCAUGAUUGAUACCGAAAGACUUCAGAGCAAGCUCCAGUCGGAGAUGGCUUCUCGAUUGGCUUUCGACCUAUCUACGCCUCCUCUCCGUUGGGGACCAUGGUUGUACUAUCGUCGCGCCGAAGAGGGAAAGCAAUAUCCGGUGCUAUGUCGAAGAUUGGCGAGCUUGAACGAAGAGUUCGUUUCGCAUAAAUCUCCUUCUGCUGGAUUUGAUUUCACUACAGGGAGGAGAAUUGAGCAGAAAUUGCUUGAUUACAAUCAAGAAGCUGAGAGAUUUGGAGGUUAUGCUUAUGAAGAAUUAUCUGAAGUGUCUCCGGAUCAUCGGUUUCUUGCAUACACCAUGUAUGAUAAAGACAAUGACUUUUAUAGAUUAUCUUUAAGGAAUUUGAAUUCUGGUGCAUUAUGUAGUAAGCCUCAAGUUGAUCGCGUUUCGGGUUUGGCAUGGGCCAAAGAUGGCCAGGCAUUGCUUUAUGUUGUUACAGAUCAGAAGAAACGGCCUUGCAGAUUAUACUGCAGCAUAAUUGGAUCAACUGAUGAGGAUGUUUUGCUUCUUGAAGAAUUGGAUGAUAGUACCUACGUUAACAUCAGACACACGAAAGAUUUCCGCUUUGUAGCUGUAAAUAUUUUCACUCCUACAUCUUCAAAGGUCUUUCUGAUAAAUGCAGCUGAUCCCUUGACUGGCUUGACUUUAGUAUGGGAAUGUGAAGGUCUAGCUCAUUGCAUACUUGAGCAUCAUCAAGGAUUGCUUUUUCUAUUUACUGAUGCUCCCAAAGCAGGCCAGCCAGUUGAAUGUCAUUAUCUUCUUCGCAGUCCAGCUGAUGCUUCUACCUGUCUAAGGAUAUGGGAGGAUGUAUUCAUCAAUGACUCGGAUUUGGUUGUGGAGGAUGUGGACUUUUGCAAUACAAACUUGGUAAUGAUUUUAAGGGAAGAUCGAAACUUCAGACUUUGUUCAGUUCCUCUACCUUUGCCUGCUGGUAAGGGACCAGUUUCUCUGAAAGAGCUUCAUCCAAAUUACCUGCCUCUUCCGAAAUAUGUAUCUCAAAUUUCACCUGGACCGAACUAUGACUACUACUCAUCAACCAUGAGAUUUACAAUAUCAUCACCUGUGAUGCCUGAUGCCGUUGUUGAUUAUGACCUAUCAAAUGGGAAAUGGAAUAUUGUUCAACAACAAAAUAUUCUUCAUGAUAGAACAAAAGUUCUAUACGGAACAUCUUCUUUGCCAAGCAUUCCAGAACAAACCUCAAAGACUAUAACUUUUGGCUCUGCGAAUGAAAUGAAUUUAAAUAAUAGUAACUUGUGGAAUGAUCUGUCUGAGUUCUAUGCAUGUGAGUGUCAUCAUGUCUCCUCCUAUGAUGGAGUUGAGGUUCCAUUGACCAUUGUAUACUCAAGCAAAGUUAAGAGACAAGAUAAAAACCCUGGCUUGCUUCAUGGGCAUGGAGCUUAUGGGGAGAUACUUGAUAAACGGUGGCGGAGUGAAUCGAAAAGCCUUCUUGAUCGUGGUUGGAUUAUCGCAUAUGCUGAUGUUAGAGGUGGAGGAGGUCGGGGUAAGAAGUGGCAUCAUGAUGGUAGAGGUACAAAGAAGAAUAAUGCCAUAAAAGAUUAUAUCUCUUGUGCUAAAUUCCUUAUUGAAAGAGAGAUUGUCUCCGAAAACAAGCUUGCUGGUUGUGGUUACAGCGCAGGUGGACUUUUAGUUGCUUCAGCCAUUAAUGUUUGCCCUGAUUUAUUUCGUGCGGCAGUUUUAAAGGUUCCAUUCCUAGAUGCAACCAACACUCUUCUUUACCCCAUUUUACCCGUUACAGCAACUGAAUAUGAAGAGUUUGGAUACCCUUGGAAUAUUGAUGAUUUUCAUGCUAUACGCAAAUAUUCUCCAUAUGACAACAUUCAGGAGGAUGCUUCAUAUCCUGCUGUCAUGAUAUCCUCUUCUUUCAAUACCAGAUUUGGGGUAUGGGAAGCUGCAAAAUGGGUUGCUAGAGUUCGCGAACGCACAAUUUACGACCCAAAACGACCAAUAUUGCUUAACCUGUCAACAGACAUAGUGGAAGAAAACCGGUACCUUCAGUGCAAGGAGUCAGCAUUAGAGGCUGCUUUCCUUAUAAAGAUGAUGGAAUCGUAGAUGUCAUUAUAAUAUCAAAUUUAUCCAAAACACCUGUUGAUCUCAGCAAGUUAAGAGAAACAAGCUAAGAGGAGAUAUCAUUGCAACAGUCAACUUAAUCAAUGGAUAAUGGAGAUAACUGGAUGAAGACAAGAAUAACUUUCAGCUGUUAACGCAUAAUAUGCACAAACAUCCCAUUUUCAACUAUGAUUGUGGGCUGAUUUUAGUUAUUGAGACACCAAAGCCUGUUAUCGGUACAUGUCAACAUACCCUUUAUAUAUAAAUAUAUAUGUAUAUAUAUAAAUGGGUCAGCAAUGAGCAAUUUUGGCCUGGAACGUGUCCUUAUCCUCUUAUCUUAUAUUAUUGUAAUGAUGGUUUAUUAAAUUGGAGAAGCAUAUUGUGAAUGAUCUAA